CACACACACACUCAACCUGUAGACCUGUCUGCGAGGAGAGAGGACAGAGGAGGAGGACCAGAGGAGAGAGGAGAAGGAGGAUUAUCUGUAGAAUAAACUGAACCAGGAGGAGAAGGAGGAGGAGAAACACCAUCUAUCUGUCCUCACACCUCUCUAUCUCCUCCCCCACACACACAUCUGACUGCUUGUUUUGGGAGGAAAGGACGCGUGUUCGAUGGCUCCGCGACGAGGAGGCUUCACGGCGGGUUAGCAUACGUUAGCUUACGUUAGCAUACGUUAGCUUACGUUAGCUUAGCAUCGCGGGAACAACAAGCUGGCUGACAUGGCUGUCUAACAGGCUGCCAAAGACCUCUUCAUGGAUCACAGAGGACGGCAAAGAGAAACCACCGCAUCUGUGAGCAAAGCCAAUAACUAGGGGAAUCUGAUCCACAAGCAUAUCAUCGGACCGACGUCGGUUGCAUGUGGCCUCUUAAGUGGUUCAUGGACAUCUGUUGGGCAGACCAAAGGCCUAUUGCUAUGCACUAUAAACGGAAAGACAUGAGCUGUGGGGAUGCUGGGAGGAGCACGCUGCUUUCGUGUAGGACUAUCCCUCUGGUAAUAGGGCUUCUGGUGACCAUGGCCCAGGGCGCUGUGCCAGAACCCCAAGAUACACUGACGGAGAUGAUAUCUGUGGAGCUAGAGGCUUCUAUGCAGUCCUCUGUGCUCUCUGAGCUCCAGGCUGCAGCGUCUACAGUUGGCGAGGGACCUCCUACAGCUAUCCUAGAUUCCUCUGCAAAGAACGGGGGAGUACACACCGGCAUCCCGGACUCCUCGGCGAUCGUGGGCCAGGUGUUUCAGUUGAAGGUUCCACCAGGACCGGCCAAUGCAACCUGUAAUGUCCACCUCACUGAAAUGGGAAAGGAGACUUUACCCUAUUGGCUCUAUUGGGACAAAGAGAGCUGCAUUCUGAGAGGCUUGGCCCUGGAGCAGGAUAAAGGUGUGUAUCAUAUCUUGGUGUCUGGAGAGGAGAUAACUGAGAAGACUGGCAGCCAAGUGUACCCGAGUACGGUGUUCUCUAUCGAAGUGUACCCAGAAGAACGUGCAGACACCGAGCCCACCCUGCUCACUCUACAGGCCGAUGUCAGCGGCGCCCAGCCUUUCACCUGCGGCGCCGAGGAGCUCGUCACCGUCCUCACCGUCAUCCUGGAUGCCGACUUGACAAAGAUGGUUGCCGAACAGAGGGUCAACUUGCUGGGCGUCAUGAGAAAGUUCUCUCACGUGCCCCUGGAGCACAUGAGGGUGGUCCCUGUUGUAAACAACCGCUUAUUUGACAUGUCUGCUUUCAUGGCUGGACCAGGGAAUGCCAAGAAGGUGGUGGAAAAUGGGGCGCUUCUGUCAUGGAAACUGGGAUGCGCCCUUGACCAGGCCAGUAUCCCCGACAUUGACAGCGUCCAAUCCUCUGCAAAGGACGGGACCAUGUCAGCCAGGCUGGGGUACCCAGUGGUCGGCUGGCACAUCGUGAACAAAAAGCCCCAUGGAGUGAAACGGGUCAGACGGCAUUUGUACAAUACUCCGACCCCAGUGCCCUCCCUGCUUCCUCCGACGUCUCACCCAGAGCCCCCCGUACGCGUCGUUCCCACACCAACUUCGCCCUCUAUCGCCAUAGCAACAGACAACUCUGCUCCUCCCGUCCGGGGUCCUUUGCCUCUUCCGGUGAAGCCCACUAUGAGGGUCAGAGAUCAGAUAGCCCACACGCCUGUGUUCGGACCUCCCCAACCCACAAGAGUACUCGGAAUCACGAGCACCAUCCCAAUUCAGCCCACCAUGACACGGCCUACAAUUGUGGAAGCCACUGCUUUGCCAACACCGCCAAGCACCACCAAAAGACCCAAACCAUCCGCCACGAGGAAAACCAAGAAACAAAAAACCACCACCCCAGCUCCCCGGGAGCCCAAGUCCACCACACCUAAACCGCCCAAACGCACCACCCCUCUAACUUUGACUCCCGACCAGAAUCAAAACCCAGAGAUCCGCAACGCCGUCGAUCAGGUGAACGCAUGGGUUGGAACGUACUUCGAGGUUAAGAUUCCUCCAGAUACUUUCUACGACCGAGAGGACGGCACCACUGAUAAGCUGCGUUUGACUUUGAAGAAGACUCCUAAAGAGCCAGUGAAUGAAACCUCCUGGAUCCAGUUCAACAGCACCAUCCAGCUUCUGUACGGCCUCCCGGAGGAGCAGCAUGAGGGGAAACACGAGUACUUCAUGUUGGCCACCGACAAGGGUGGGAAGAGCAUCAUGGACGCGUUUGAGGUUCAAGUCAACCGUUGGUCCACUAAUGACAAACCAUCGGUUGUAUUUGCUGCUCGUUUCCAUGGUGACCCCAAAACGUUAAGCAACGACGUCCACAAGAAGAUACUUCUGACCAAAAAGUUAGCUUACGCCCUCGGUGAUCGCAACAGCAGCACAGUGACCCUCAGAAGCAUCACUAGAGGCUCGAUCGUGGUGGAAUGGACCAAUAACAGCCUCCAGCAAAGCCCCUGUCCAAAGGACCAAAUAUCAGUUCUCAGCAACAGGAUCUCUGAUCCUCAAGGGACGCCUAAACUGGCCUUCAUCAAAGCCAUGGAGCCUGACUUCAAACCCAUCAACAUCUCCAUCCGUGGCACCAAUAAAUGUCAGAGCUACACCUUCAUCCCACCGGGAGAGGUGCCGAUGCCGGCUCUCCCCACCGCCACGCCUUCACCGGGGACGGGUCGUAGGAGCAGCGACGACGUCUACCUCCACACCGUCAUUCCCGCCGUGGUGGUAGCCGCCCUGCUGCUCAUAGCCGGGAUCAUCGCCAUGGUCUGCUACCGCAAGAAGCGCAAGGGGAAGAUGACCAUCGAGGAGCAGGCCACUUUCAUCAAGAAGGGAGUCCCCAUAAUAUUCGCCGAUGAGUUGGAUGAUUCCAAGUCACCCCCGUCCUCCAGCAUCCCUCUUAUCCUUCAGGAGGAAAAGCCCCCGCUUCCCCCUCCGGAGUACCCCAACAUGGCUGGUCCUCACAGCACCCUGCUUAACCAGGAUCUGCUGGAGGAGUACUCUAUUUAUCAAGAUGACGAUCCUAAUGCACCUCCUUACCAGCCCCCGCCCCCAUUUACUGUCCCCAUAGAGGGCAAAGGCUCUCGCCCCAAGAACAUGACCUCAUACAGGUCACCGCCUCCCUACGUGCCUCCCUAACGCACACUGGAGCUUUCAGUUUGGAAAGCUGGUGCAAUUUUAGGGAUGCUUGUUGAAAACUACAACAGGAGUAAUUUUACAAUGUGUUCAAUUAAAUGGCUUUGACUUUUGUAGAGGAGCAGGCAACCAUACCCACAUAUUUGACCAUCAUGGAUAAGAAACUAUCGUACAAGUACUUCAACUGGCACAGGGCAGACGGAUGGGGGGGGGGGGGACGACACUUUGUAAUCUUUUUUUUUUUUUUGUUUUGUUGUCCUUCAGAUCUGCUUUUGACUUCUUGCAUAUUCUUUUUCUCUCUGUUUUUUGCCAAGAAGAGUCAAUUUUAUCUUCAAUGAUGUACUAUUUCUAUUGUAUAGAAAAUAAUAAAGAAGCAGGAAAGACUGAAGCCCACAGGGCCUUUUGAGCAGAUGUCACCAUGACAACAGACUUGAGGCUCCCCCUCACAAUGUUAAUCUUUAUGAGUUCUAUAUCACUCUUAUCUGUCCUUCGGCUAGGUUUACUAAGAUUUUGCACCUGUUAUUUCUAGAGGGGAAUGAAAUCCAAAAAGCCAAACCGAAAGCAUGAAACACUUUAUUUCCACAACAAUCCGUCUGUUUCUUCGACUUUGAUCUCUCCUUGUUCUCUCCUCUGCUUUGCUCCCUCUUGACAAUAACAUGCAAACCUUGCACUUAUGCAAUUUCUUGUUAAACCUUGCACUAUGUGUCUUGCGCAGGAAUGAACACAGUGAGUGGUAGUCAAACAAGGAGAAAAGAGUUUCCUUUUUUUUUUUUCUUUUGUAUCCUUGAACUCACCACGUGACUGAGAUUCCUCUGGUACUUGAUCACAAAGGACAUCACACUUAUCACGCCUGUUGUAGACGUAGCCUAAUGAAGUUACAAAAACAAAUUAUGACUUAUAUUUUUCCUUUUUUUUUUUUUUUUUUUUUUUGUAAUGUGUGUGUGUGCCACUAAACCUGCCUGUGAGACGAGUGGUUUUGCUGUUGCCAAGGUGAUAUCUGUGGUCACAAGGCAAACCAUGUGGGGUUGCUCCAACAAUAAUGAAGGGGCCAAUGGAAUGCUGUGGUUCACAGCAGGGUGCCAAUUGGCGACGUAGCCAAUGAGGUGGAUCCACUGUCUUAUAUUCAGUAGGUAGGAGGGGGGGUCUAGAGUACUUUAUUAUCGCUGCCCUGCCUCGAGGUGUUGCACUGUCAUGUUUGGUGCACUGCCUGUUGUCGGUUCAGACGAGGCAUGGGGAGAAGGGGAUGUACAUAAUUGUGUGCCUGUGAAAAAUUAAUCAACUCCAUUAUGUUAGUGUCAUAAGUAAACCUAGUCGGGAACGGGAGGGCCAGAGUGGGAAAUAAUUUUAUUUUUUAAUUGUAUGUCUAGAUUUAUGAUCACAAUCAUGGAAAAAAAAAAUAAAAAAAAAAUAA
Messenger RNA from Anoplopoma fimbria (sablefish), 4600 nucleotides. RefSeq names its product dystroglycan 1-like. Gene Ontology annotation, molecular function: calcium ion binding; laminin binding. NCBI's taxonomy places the organism in Eukaryota, Metazoa, Chordata, Actinopteri, Perciformes, Anoplopomatidae. The transcript is spliced from 3 exons. Gene Ontology annotation, cellular component: sarcolemma; dystroglycan complex; dystrophin-associated glycoprotein complex. The coding region runs from base 460 to 3192 and encodes 910 amino acids. Gene Ontology annotation, biological process: nerve development; morphogenesis of an epithelium; muscle attachment. The record is from RefSeq and is a predicted model, not a curated record.